GUUAAAACAGCUGAAAUCCUAGUGGUAGCUAUUGAAAAAGUUGAAAGAUAUACUAAACAGGGAUUUGUAAACUUACCAAUAUGCAUGGCCAAAACGCAUUUAUCUCUUUCACACGAUCCAAAACUUAAAGGUGUGCCUACAGGAUUUACAGUGCCAAUACGAGACAUUCGAGCAUCAAUUGGAGCAGGAUUUUUAUAUUCAUUGUUAGGGGAAAUGCCAACUAUACCCGGAUUACCUACUCGUCCGUGUUUCUUUGAUAUUGAUUUGGAUACAGAAACUGGAAGGAUACAUGGACUAUUUUAA
Dentiscutata erythropus is the source of this 303-nucleotide messenger RNA. Lineage: Eukaryota; Fungi; Glomeromycota; Glomeromycetes; Diversisporales; Gigasporaceae. The record is from the annotation of a GenBank genome assembly.